AUGUCCCCAAGCCCCGUCUCGCCAGCAGCCAGCCGUCCCUGGCCCAUCAGAGCCCGGCGCAGCUCGGUCCUCCGCAGCCUCCCACACCGGGUGUUUGCAAGGAUUGGAUCUGAUAAGCAGCCGGGCCUAUCAAGGCAGAUGUGGGGUCAGGUCGGGCGUGCUGGCCCUUGGGAGCCGCGUCCUGGCCGCAGCAGCUGCCAGCCGCGAACCAUCGGAGACGGAAAGAGACGUGGUAACUACACCAACACGCUCCGAGAGCUGACUCAGAUGCUACCCGUUCCUCUGCAUACCAGCUACAAAAAGUUGACCAAGAAGGAAAUCUUGUUGCGCGUCCUCCGCUACAUUGAGCAUCUGCAGGCGAGCAUCAGCACUGCCAGGACCUUGCUCCAGCUCCGGCAUGGGGAGAAAGAAGAAUUUGGAGCGGGCGCAUCCACAUGUGCGGAGAUGUCCGCCUGUCAGCGAGGGUGCAGAGAUGGCACUCCGCCCGUCACCCCGCGGAGGAGGAGAGCCAAGCUCCUGAACGUUGGCAAGAAACCCUGCAAAGGAAAGCGAUCCCGCAGAUCAGGUUGGGACAGCAGCCAUUCCCCCUAG
Molecule: messenger RNA, 591 nt
Organism: Trachemys scripta elegans
Lineage: Eukaryota; Metazoa; Chordata; Testudines; Emydidae
Product: basic helix-loop-helix and HMG box domain-containing protein 1-like
Exons: 5
Coding region: 1-591 (196 amino acids)
Molecular function (GO): protein dimerization activity
Source: RefSeq, a predicted model, not a curated record